Messenger RNA from Saimiri boliviensis boliviensis (Bolivian squirrel monkey), 2665 nucleotides. RefSeq names its product glypican 4 (gene GPC4). NCBI's taxonomy places the organism in Eukaryota, Metazoa, Chordata, Mammalia, Primates, Cebidae. Gene Ontology annotation, biological process: synaptic membrane adhesion; regulation of presynapse assembly; cell migration. Gene Ontology annotation, cellular component: extracellular region; cell surface; plasma membrane. The record is from RefSeq and is a predicted model, not a curated record.
CCCCACUUCCAGGUUUUCUCCCGGCCCGGCCCAGCUUGCUCCCGCCUGUCUCCGGCCCCCCCGACGCCCGCCCCCUCCCCCCUCCCCCAGUGCCGCCCGCUUGGCCAAGUUUGCGAGCGUCGCCGCGCACGCCGGCCAGUCAAUCAGCGGCAGAGCUGAGAAGGGCACAGCCGCGCGGCGGAGGGCAGAGGCAGCCGAGCUGAAUCCAGCCGAACGAGCGGACCAGUGCAGGGCAGUCGGAGCAGCGCGCAGCGAGCGCCCGCCGCUGCCCACACCCUCCGCGGUCCCCGCGGCGCCUGCUACCUUCCCCUCCUUCCCUGCGUCUCCGCCUAGCCGGCCGGCCAGCUUACCGGGUUCGCUUCCCCGCGGAACCCCUAGGUCACCGGCCCGCGCCUCUGCUCCACUGGGCCGCGCGCCGCCUCCACGCCCUCCUUCUCCUCCUUCUCCUCUGGCCAGGCGCCUGGCACCGGGGACCGUUGCCUGACGCGAGGCCCAGCUUCACUUUUCGCUCCGCGUCUCCUCCGCCUGCUUGCCUCCUCCACAACUCCAACUCCUUCGCCCUCUAGCUCCACUCACUAGUCCCUGACUCCGCCAGCCUUUGGCCCGCUGCCGUAGCGACGUUUCCCGUCCCGUCCCAAAGGUGGGAGUGCGUCCACCCCGGUCCGCACCAUGGCACGGUUCGGCUUGCCCGCGCUUCUCUGCACCCUGGCGGUGCUCAGCGCCGCGCUACUGGCUGCGGAGCUCAAGUCGAAAAGUUGCUCGGAAGUGCGACGUCUUUACGUGUCCAAAGGCUUCAACAAGAACGAUGCCCCCCUGCACGAGAUCAACGGUGAUCAUUUGAAGAUCUGUCCCCAGGGUUCUACCUGCUGCUCUGAAGAGAUGGAGGAGAAGUACAGCCUGCAAAGUAAAGAGGAUUUCAAAAGUGUGGUCAGUGAACAGUGCGAUCAUUUGCAAGCUGUCUUUGCUUCACGUUACAAGAAGUUUGAUGAAUUCUUCAAAGAACUACUUGAAAAUGCAGAGAAAUCCCUGAAUGAUAUGUUUGUGAAGACAUAUGGCCAUUUAUACAUGCAAAAUUCUGAGCUAUUUAAAGAUCUCUUCGUAGAGUUGAAGCGUUACUACGUGGUGGGAAAUGUGAACCUGGAAGAAAUGUUGAAUGACUUCUGGGCUCGCCUCCUGGAGCGGAUGUUCCGCCUGGUGAACUCCCAGUACCACUUUACAGAUGAGUAUCUAGAAUGUGUGAGCAAGUAUACGGAGCAGCUGAAGCCCUUUGGAGAUGUCCCUCGCAAAUUAAAGCUUCAGGUUACUCGUGCCUUUGUAGCAGCCCGUACUUUUGCUCAAGGCUUAGCGGUUGCUGGAGAUGUUGUGAGCAAGGUCUCCGUGGUAAACCCCACAGCCCAGUGUACCCACGCUCUGUUGAAGAUGAUCUACUGCUCCCACUGCCAGGGUCUCGUGACAGUGAAGCCAUGUUACAACUACUGCUCAAACAUCAUGAGAGGCUGUUUGGCCAACCAAGGGGAUCUCGAUUUUGAAUGGAACAAUUUCAUAGAUGCUAUGCUGAUGGUGGCAGAGAGGCUAGAGGGUCCUUUCAACAUUGAAUCAGUUAUGGAUCCCAUCGAUGUGAAGAUUUCUGAUGCUAUUAUGAACAUGCAGGAUAAUAGUGUUCAAGUGUCUCAGAAGGUUUUCCAGGGAUGUGGACCCCCCAAGCCCCUCCCAGCUGGACGAGUUUCUCGUUCCAUCUCUGAAGGUGCCUUCAGUGCUCGCUUCAGACCACAUCACCCCGAGGAACGCCCAACCACAGCAGCUGGCACUAGUUUGGACCGACUGGUUACUGAUGUCAAGGAGAAACUGAAACAGGCCAAGAAAUUCUGGUCCUCCCUUCCGAGCAACGUUUGCAAUGAUGAAAGGAUGGCUGCAGGAAACAGCAAUGAGGAUGACUGCUGGAACGGGAAAGGCAAAAGCAGGUACCUGUUUGCAGUGACAGGAAAUGGAUUAGCCAACCAGGGCAACAACCCAGAGGUCCAGGUUGAUACCAGCAAACCAGACAUACUGAUCCUUCGUCAAAUCAUGGCUCUUCGGGUGAUGACCAGCAAGAUGAAGAAUGCAUACAAUGGGAAUGACGUGGACUUCUUUGAUAUCAGUGAUGAAAGUAGUGGAGAAGGAAGCGGAAGUGGCUGUGAGUAUCAGCAGUGCCCUUCGGAGUUUGACUACAACGCCACUGACCACUCUGGGAAGAGUGCCAAUGAGAAAGCCGACAGUGCUGGUGUCCGUCCCGGGACACAGGCCUACCUCCUCACUGUCUUCUGCAUCUUGUUUCUAGUUAUGCAGAGAGAGUGGAGAUAAUUCUCAAACCCUGAGAAAAAGUGUUCACCGUCAAAAAGUUAAAAGGCACCAGUUACCACUUUUCUACCAUCCUAGUGACUUUGCUUUUUAAAUGAAUGGACAACAAUGUACAGUUUUUACUAUGUGGCCACUGGUUUAAGAAAUGCUGACUUUGUUUUUCCAUUCAGUUUUGGGAGGAAAAGCGACUGUACAUUGAGUUGGUUCUUGCUCCCUCAAACCAUGUUAAACGUGGCUAACAGUGUAGGUACAGAACUAUAGUUAGUUGUGCAUUUGUGAUUUUAUCACUCUAUUGUUUGUUUGUUUGUUUCUCAUUUCCUUUUGUUUU